Molecule: messenger RNA, 2499 nt
Organism: Alexandromys fortis (reed vole)
Lineage: Eukaryota; Metazoa; Chordata; Mammalia; Rodentia; Cricetidae
Gene: Asb16
Product: ankyrin repeat and SOCS box containing 16
Exons: 5
Coding region: 36-1397 (453 amino acids)
Biological process (GO): protein K6-linked ubiquitination; intracellular signal transduction
Cellular component (GO): BRCA1-A complex; BRCA1-BARD1 complex
Molecular function (GO): protein binding; ubiquitin-protein transferase activity
Source: RefSeq, a predicted model, not a curated record
GCCUAGGCGGUACUGCACAGACCCCUGAACCGCUCAUGGCAGGGGAGAGCUUCCCUUUCACGUCCUCCACACUGCGAGCUCUCCGCCUACAGAGAGAGUGGCUGGAAUGGGAGGACAGGAGGCGGGCUGCCGCUCGGCAGUGUCAAAGCCAAAGGUACCUCUCUAGUCCCCAGACACGGCUCACGAGGCCGCGCCGCUCCUGCCGAGACCCAGCUGUCCACAAUGCCCUGUUCUCUGGGGACCUACAGCAGGUUCAAAUCCUGUUCCAAGACGAAGAGGCUGCCAACAUGAUUGUGGAGACAGUGAGCAACCAGCUGGCCUGGUCAGCUGAACAGGGAUUCUGGGUGCUGACUCCAAAGACCAAGCACACAGCACCUCUUACCAUCGCUGUGGCCAGAGGCUACAUAGACUGCGCCCGGCACCUUAUCCUGCAGGGGGCUGACCUCGAUGCCCGGAUUGGAGGUCGUGCUGCCUUGCACGAGGCCUGUGCCCAAACCCAACCCGACUGUGUUCGGCUGCUGCUCACGUUUGGUGCCAAGGCUAAUGUGCUGUCUGAGGAGGGUAUGACCCCCUUGCACCUGUGCACGGCUCCUGAGUCUUUGCAGUGUGCCAAGUUGCUGCUAGAGGCUGGAGCAUCUGUGAAUGAGGCCUCGCGAGAGAGCGAAGUCACGCCCCUGCAUGUGGCUGCAGCUCGCGGCCUGGAGCAACACGUGGCUCUCUACCUGGAGAAUGGCGCCAACGUGAGCCUGCGCACCAGUCAGGGCGAGACUGCACUGAAUGCAGCCUGUGCUGGCGCAGAGGGGCCAGGUAGCUGCCGAAAGCACGAGGCAGCAGUGCGACGUCUCUUGGAAGCCGGGGCUGAUCCCAGGGCUGCCGGUCGCAAGCGCCACACACCGCUGCACAACGCCUGUGCUAAUGGCUGCGGAGGCCUGGCCGAGCUGCUGCUGCGCCACGGAGCCAGAGUUGGCGUCACCAAUGGGGCUGGCCACACACCCAUGGACUGCGCGCUGCAGGCGGUACAGGAUGCCCCCAACUGGGAGCCCGAGGUCCUCUUUGCAGCACUGCUGGACUAUGGGGCCCCACCCGUUCACCCUGAGAUGCUGAAACACUGCGCCAACUUUCCUCGGGCCCUGGAAGUCCUCCUUAAUGCCUAUCCAUGUGUUCCGUCCUGCGACAGCUGGGUGGACGCAGUGCUCCCGGAACUGUGGCAGGAACACGAAGCCUUCUACAGAUCAGCCCUAAGCAUGGAAAACCAGCCAAGACGGUUGCAGCACCUGGCCCGCCUGGCUGUUCGUGCUCAGUUGGGUAGCAACUGUCGGCAGGCAGCCACCCAACUCCCAUUGCCCCCACUGCUCAGAGACUACCUGCUGCUGUGUGUGGAGGGGCAAAUCCGGUGAGCUCCGAGUGGGCCACUUCUACUUCCAUCCGAUCCUACGACCGGCGCUGAAAAACCAACCACUGCCCCUUCCUUUGCGCUUUGCCUGCCUCCAGGACCAGUUUGUCCCUCCACUGACACUUUAAGCCACCUGCUGAUCUUCAGGCCGUCUCAGCCUGUCCCCAACCCUCCACUCCCAUGCUUAUGUAGGUAGAUGGCCUCUUUAUCUACCCAAGCUACAAAUAAUCCACAGUGCAGCUCUCCCCUUGCCACCCAUAUGUCUACUCAGCCCUUCAUAGUGACCGGCCCUUUGUUGGACUUGAUAGCCUAUACUUCUAACCCCAGGACUGGAGGCUGAGGCAGUAGAACUAUGAGGUCAACACUAGCAAGAUCUUUGGGGGGAGGGUGUAUCCUGCUUCUUUGCCUUCUUUCCAGCAUGAUUCUGGAUAGAACUAAAAGAAAGGGCUGCUGUGAUUGUUGUUCCCCCAGCACGAGGCAUGGAACCCGGGGCUGGGGGCAUGCUAAGCAAGUGUCCCACCACAGAGUCCACCUCUGUCUCUUGAUGAAACCCAUGUCUUGAACGGAUGCUAGAAUACUCUUUUUUUUUUUUUUUUUUUUUUGAGACAGCGUUUCUCUGUAUAAUAGCCCUAGCUGUCCUGGAACUUGCUUUGUAGACCAGGCUGGCCUCGAACUCACAGAGAUCUGCUUGCUUUUUGUCUCCUGAGUGCUGUAAUUAAAGGCAUGUGCCGCCACCACCUGGCCACCGGAGACAUUUCUGAUGUGGUCUCCCUUACUCCCCAGGUGUUGCAUGGCAUCUUAAUUGGCAGUCUGUCUAGAAUGGCUUCUGGGGCCCAGAAAGGUGGAAAGCCAUUCUCUCUUCUUUCUUCUGGUCCUAGAGACAGAAAGGUGUGACCACUCACCUUUAGGAGGAGGCUUUUCAAGGCAAACCAGUUUUGUUUGUUUGUUUGAGACAGGGUUUCUACAGUCUUGGCUGUCCUGGAACUCACUUUGUAGACCAGGCUGGCCUCAAACUCACAGAGAUCCGCCUGCCUCUGCCUCCCAAGUGCUGGGGUUAAAGGUGUGCGCUACCACCACCCGCCUUGCAAACCAGUUUUAUGAAUGCA